Dermacentor albipictus is the source of this 1074-nucleotide messenger RNA. Its product is annotated as scoloptoxin SSD552-like. The record is from RefSeq and is a predicted model, not a curated record. Lineage: Eukaryota; Metazoa; Arthropoda; Arachnida; Ixodida; Ixodidae.
UUGGCGCGGCUCAGAACGUAGAAGAAGAGGAAGACGAUGGACAAGGCUUUAGUGCUGUCGCUGUGGUUCUCGUCUCAACUCUCCGCCGUCGGCCAAGAAACACCCCCCUGCGCAUCGUAUCGCCAGAAACGGCCGACGCACACUACCUGUUCCGUGGUACGCAAAGAGUUCAAAAUAGCCAGCGGCGAGGUGGAUCUCCGAAUAGACGACAUCCUGUCGGCGCACAACCACUUCCGCAGUCAACUGGCGCUGGGGCAACUCGCCGACUUCCCUCCGGCGGCCAACAUGGGACAUGGGCGGCGCUGGGACAAAGAGAUGAGCGACGUGGCCUUGGCGCUAGCCAGGCAGGGAACCGACAAGACCGGAGUGGCGAGGCACGACCUCGUGGAAGACCGCUUCACGUACGGCUUCCCCAGGACCGGCCAGAACGUGCUCACGGACUGCUCACGGAACUGGAUGCCGUCCACGAAGUGGCACGACGUGAUAAUGGACUGGUUCGAUCAGAACUUGCACUACGACGUCGCCAAGGUCGGCACCUACGAGGAGACUUUGCCGUCGAGCGACGCGUUCGCGCAGGUCGCCUGGGCAGCCACGUGGGCCGUCGGCUGCGGCUACGCUCAAGGGGAAAUGACCACGCUCUCUUCCGAGCCCAAGAGGCUAGUCGUUUACGUGUGCAACUACGGGUCCGCCGCCAACGAGCUGAACAGGUCCGUCUAUCUGGAGGGUCCGGCCUGCUCGCGCUGUCCUCGCAAUACGCGUUGCAACCAGUCGACGGGACUCUGCGUACUUCUCGACGGGGUGUGGUCGCCUGACUUCAGGGGACACGAGGAGCCGCCUCUGGAAAACAUGCUGCCGACGGCCUCAACUCCGGCAGCGUCGAGCUCGCCCCCGACCGUCACACCCCGUUCAAUAGCGGCAGCGACAACAAGCGUCGCUGCUCUUGUGAUGGCAGCGGUAGUUCGAGAAUCGGGGGACUUAGGAAUCACGCCUGUCACUAUUGCUGCCUACUGCGGACUAUUAUUGGCUCAGCGACUGAAUCGGGAAGGAUAAAGUAAAUCUACUUUGCGACUAUUA